AUGCUACUAGUUUUAAUGUGCUUUCACAUGAGAGCUUAUUUUGAAUGUAAUUUGUUGUUGAAACACGCAGCACUUGGUCAUGUCGCAAAAUCAGACCAUCAAAAUACGUUCCAUCGAAAACAAGUUUCAUUAGAAACAAAACUAAAUGCCUAUUCUCCUACAUCACAGUCCAUAAAAUAUGAAACAAUUGCAUUGAAAAAGAUUCGUAAUGCUAUUUAUAAUUGCUUCGACCUGCGAGACUUCGUUGCUUUUACUACAGUAAAUGAAGUGUCGUAA
This is a messenger RNA of Clunio marinus, 276 nucleotides long. The record is from the annotation of a GenBank genome assembly. NCBI's taxonomy places the organism in Eukaryota, Metazoa, Arthropoda, Insecta, Diptera, Chironomidae.